GAUGCCGGCAGCAGUACCACAUUUGCCGCCAAAUAGAUCGCAUGCCUUUAGUAAGCUUUCAUUGUUACUGUUUAUAACCGGUCGCGACUUCAAUGAUCUAUAGUUUAUUUUACAUAAAUUAUCUAAUGUUUUUAUAGUAGUGCAAUUGAACCUUGUUAAAUAUUUUCAGUAAUAAUAGUGAUACAGUGAAAUAUUUGAAUCAAAAAUUACGUUGUACUUAAGUCAAAUAAACACAUCUAACGUAUUGCUUUAUUACCAAGCGAAUGGAGCCUCGGCCAAGGCACCCAGCGGCUAUCGUCGGAUGCCUUUUAAUAGUUUUUAUGAUUGUUUUAAAUUCAGAAGUUUUUGGUCUCUCCGGUGUAAGAAUGUGGAAUCCGGAAGCUAUUCGUGCCGGAGAAUCGUUACAUUUAUCUUGUGAUUAUAAUCUUGAAGGAACACCUUUAUAUUCAAUAAAAUGGUAUUUCGGCGACGAAGAAUUUUACAGAUAUGUGCCAAAAGAAUCACCACCGACUAGAGUAUUUCCAUUGUCAGGCACAGCAUCUGUCGAUAUAUCCGAGUCAGAUGAUCACGCAGUUACUAUGAACAAUCUACCACGUGAUAUGUCUGGUCAUUACAAAUGUGAAGUGUCAGCAGAUGCACCACUGUUUCAUACUCAAAUAAAGGAAUCAUUCAUCACCAUCAUAGAAGAGCCUAAGUCUCCUCCAAUUGUUUUUGCCGGAAAACUCAAAUAUAGUAAAGGCGAACCAAUUGCAAUUAACUGCACGUCAUACUCAGGAUUUCCGGCCACUAACCUAACGUGGUACAUUAAUGAUGUUAAAGUUACUAGUAUGACAAAACAUGUUGUUAUAAAAUCCCGGGUGCUGACUGAACCUGGUGGAAUGCAAACCAGCAAAUCCAGAUUAGAAACCGUUGCUAGACCAAUAUAUUUUCCAGGUGGUCGAAUGAUAGUACGAUGUGAGUCUAGUCAAUUCGAGCUGUACAAAAAGUACACAGUUACAGAACUCGUCGACGAUUCUCCUAAAAUCGCCCAAAUGAUGAGCCCAUCGACCGUUCUUGGAGCUGGAGGACCCCAAAUAAAUUCAGCGAACUAUUUAGUUACCAGAAAUGCACUCCUAUUGAUAACCAUUUUGGCAAAUCAAUUUAUACCAUUUUUUUCUAGAUAGCUUAUAGAUAUUUUAAUUGAUGUUGUUUAACUUUUUAUUUACCAAGUAUACUUAUUUUAGUUAUAUUUUACAGAAAAAGGAAAGUAAAAAUAAUCAUUAUAUUCUAAUAAAACAUAAUUUUAUAAACUCAAAUUUGUUAGAAAUGUAAAUUCAUCGAUAAACGAUUAUUUUUAUUUGUAUAUUAUGCAUUUAUAGUAUCAAAGUCAUUGUACAUACCAUGAAGCCUUUUUCAUCUUUGUGUAAUAUUGUAUAACUUGAAGAUUAAGUUCUAUUGCUAAUAUGUUAUUAUGAUGUUUAAUUUUUAUUGACAUUGUGUUAUAUAAUUUUUUUCUGAAAUAAAGGUAAUGUAA
This is a messenger RNA of Daktulosphaira vitifoliae (grape phylloxera), 1513 nucleotides long. RefSeq lists its product as uncharacterized. NCBI's taxonomy places the organism in Eukaryota, Metazoa, Arthropoda, Insecta, Hemiptera, Phylloxeridae. The transcript has 6 exons. The record is from RefSeq and is a predicted model, not a curated record. Bases 264 to 1163 code for a protein of 299 amino acids.